AUGGCGUUGCCCUGGGCCCUCGCAGUCUUGAGCCUUUUUCCUCUCCUGGACGCCCAUAGCCCGACAUGUACCAAUUUCUCAGUGCCUAUCACCAAUGCCACCCUUGACCAGGUCUCUGGCAAAUGGUUCUAUAUCGCCUCGGUUUUCCACCUCCCCGAGUACAAGGAGUCGACUAAGAAAAUCCAGGCAGCUUUCUUCUACUUUGCUCCCAACCACGAGGAGGACACGUUGCUGCUCAGAGAGUACACUACCAUUGGGAACCAGUGCAUCUAUAACUCCAGUAGUGUGAAGGUCGACCGGGAAAAUGGGACCCUGGCCAAAUUUGCGGAGGGCAAAGUACAUUUUGGCUACCUGCUGCUCCCCAAGGACCCCAAGACCUUCAUGCUUGCUUUCCCAGAAGACAAGCAGAACAUGGGGCUGUCCUUCUAUGCUGACAAGCCGGAGGCGACCAAGGAGCAAAUGGAACAAUUCUAUGAACACCUCGCGUGCAUGGGCAUGGACAAGUCGGAAGUUAUAUACUCCGAUGAGAAAAAGGAUCUCUGUGAGCCGCUGGAGAAACAACACGAGGAGGAAAGGAAGAAGGGAGAGAGACCCAAGGCAGACACGGUAUAG
Molecule: messenger RNA, 612 nt
Organism: Miniopterus natalensis
Lineage: Eukaryota; Metazoa; Chordata; Mammalia; Chiroptera; Miniopteridae
Gene: ORM1
Product: orosomucoid 1
Biological process (GO): regulation of immune system process
Source: RefSeq, a predicted model, not a curated record